GUUAACUGUCACACGCGUGGAGCUGGUCGGUUCAUUUGAACUGGCGAACGCUGGGUCCCGUGAAUAAAUUAGUAAAAAAAUAAGGUUAGGCAGUAUGCCACUAUACUUUUAAUUGAACGUCACCCUUCUAAAUAAAUGUAACCAUUCCUGCUGAUAAGAGUGGAGGUUGAAUGACAUCUGAGGCUAACGAAGGCAGCAAUCCAAACAACUGUCAAGCAGACUGGCUGGCUAUUUUUUUAUUGCAGGUUCUUUAUCAAAGCCAGGUCGCUACCUUUGAUUUAAAAUAAGACAGCGAAACCUUGAAAUGUACAAACAGAGACGGGAUAACGCCCCCAAAAUUGGAGAAAAAACAAAUCCAAUUAGCGUGAUCUUGGUAAGCUCUGGAAGCCGGGGGCAUAAACUGCUCUUUAGGUAUCCCUUUCAGAGGAUAAGUGAGAACCCUUCCUCUCAAACAACAAAAUUGAGAAGUCCAUAUGCCCUAAAUACAAGUGGAGAUGUCCCUGAAGAUCAAGAUGGCGAUUCAAGAGAGCAAACUCCUCUAACUGAUGAGCAGUUGGUAGCAGGAUUUUCAGACGUCAUUUUGGCCACCAUCCUUGCAACAAAAGCUGACAUGUGUGGGAAGAAAUUUGAGCUAAAAAUCGACAAUGUGCGCUUUGUUGGUCAUCCCACACUUCUUCAACAUGGCCAGGGAAUCCAGGUAUCUAAGACAGACCCAUCUCCAAAAAGAGAGAUGCCAACCAUGAUUUUAUUCAAUGUGGUCUUUGCAUUAAGGGCAAAUGCUGACCCCUCUGUCAUCAGCUGCAUGCACAACCUGUCUCGUCGCAUCGCUAUUGCAUUGCAGCAUGAGGAGCGACGCUGCCAGUACCUGACCCGAGAGGCAAAGCUCAUGUUGGCAGCUCAAGAUGAUGUGACUGCAAUUGCAGAAACUGAUGGAAGUCCUCAUUGUCCAUUCCACAACAUACUCCCCAAAAGCAAACUGGCCAGGGAUCUGAAGGAAGCCUAUGACAGCCUGUGCACCACUGGAAUUGUCCGUCUGCACAUUAACAGCUGGCUGGAAGUGAGUUUUUGUUUACCACACAAGAUCCACAGAGUUGGAAGCACUCAUAUACCCCCUGAAGCCAUAGAGCGCAGCCUCAAAGCCAUACGGCCUUACCAUGCGCUCCUGCUUCUGGAUGAUGAGAAGUCCUUGGUGAACGAGCUACCACUGGACAGCUCACCAGCUCUGGUGCGGGUUAUGAAGACUUGCUCAGCAGUGAAGAACCUCCAGCAGUUGGCACAGGAUGCUGAUCUGGCACUACUACAGGUUUUUCAGCUUGCUGCCCAUUUGGUGUAUUGGGGAACCAUCAUCAUCUAUCCUCUGUGUGAGAACAACGUGUACAUGCUGUCUCCACAUGCCAACAUCUCUCUCUAUUCACCACUGGCUGAGCAGUUCUCCCAACAUUUCCCAGGUCACGACCUGCUGUCAAUGCUGGCCAAGUUCUCUCUACCAGUGUGCCUGUCGGAAUUCAAGAACCCAUUGGCACCACUUGUACAGGAGGUGCAGCUGAUUCAGAUGGUCAUUUGGAUGUUGCAGCAUCGUUUGCUUAUGCAGUUACACACCUAUGUUUGCCUGUUGGUGCCUCCUGCUGAGGAAGAGCCACGGCUGCGAGAUGAGGAACUGCUGCUGACCACCCGAGUGGGAGGAAGGAGCCUCAGCACUCCUAACGCCUUGAGCUUUGGCUCUCCAACUAGCAGUGAUGACAUGACCUUGACCAGCCCCAGUAUGGACAACUCCAGUGCUGAGAUGGUUACAGGUGGCGACUCUCCACUCAGCAAAAGGAUGAUCGAGAAUCUGCUGGCCAGCCUGUCGGAACAUGAGCGCGAGGUCAUCCUCAGUGUCCCGGCUGCCCAGAAUGAAGAGGACCUUCGCAUGUUUGCCAGGUUGUUGCACUACUUCAGAGGACAGCACCACCUGGAGGAGAUCAUGUACAAUGAAAACAUGCGCCGCUCCCAGCUUGUGACACUUUUUGAUAAGUUCCGCAGUGUGCUGGUGGUAGUGAACCACGAGGAUCCCAUCAUCUCCCUUUUCCAGUCCCCUCUGGACUGAGCAGAUCCUGCGGACACUGCCAGUCGCAGUGGGAAACAAACCUGUGGAAAGUGUGCUUUUACCGGGUGGGGGGAGAUAAGAAGCACACAUUGACUUCGGUUGGCUGCGCGAUCAGAGACCACCUGAAAGACAUCAAAGCAAGGAAACUGCCACUGAGGAUGGCGGCAUGCUGGGAUGACACUGUGAACGGGGAUUUUAGAAGACGUGAAGCAAGCUUUGGAGUUGGGCCGUGGAGGAGAAAGGCAGGGCGACAAGAGCUCUUGGGUUUAGCACAUUGUAGUCAGUAAUGGGGUCAGGCGCUGGUCCUCAUCUUCUGUUUCCUUUUUACACCCUGCCCUAAAUGGUCAUUUUUUUCAUUAUUUAAUAAAGCUUUAUUUAAAACAA
Messenger RNA from Polypterus senegalus (gray bichir), 2470 nucleotides. RefSeq names its product NPR3-like, GATOR1 complex subunit (gene nprl3). The record is from RefSeq and is a predicted model, not a curated record. Gene Ontology annotation, biological process: cellular response to amino acid starvation; negative regulation of TORC1 signaling; TORC1 signaling. Gene Ontology annotation, cellular component: GATOR1 complex. Lineage: Eukaryota; Metazoa; Chordata; Cladistia; Polypteriformes; Polypteridae.